Molecule: messenger RNA, 1896 nt
Organism: Nannizzia gypsea CBS 118893
Lineage: Eukaryota; Fungi; Ascomycota; Eurotiomycetes; Onygenales; Arthrodermataceae
Exons: 2
Coding region: 1-1896 (631 amino acids)
Cellular component (GO): SAS acetyltransferase complex
Molecular function (GO): histone acetyltransferase activity
Source: RefSeq, a predicted model, not a curated record
AUGAUGACUCGCACCGUGACAUCUCCGCCGUCGUGCAGUACGCGAACCAGAACACAGCGCCAGCAUCCUCAGCAACACCAGCAACACCAGCAGCAACACGACCAGACGCCGCCAAUAUUCACCGAACCGCCACCGUCGACCUCUGCCUCCGCGGUACCUGCUCCGCACCAGCAACACACCCAUGCAAACACACACCAGUUCAUCUACACCCACAACGAACCGCCGCCAAAACGAACAAAGCUACACCAUUCCCCGCCCCAGGUGUCGGGGCAGCUCCCCUUACGCGCCAGAGAUGCUCUGGGUCAGCCCAACGUCGUUGCACGGCCUCACUCUCUCCCCCAGCGGCACAUACAGACUCAAUUGGUGACUAUCAGAAGUCCCAGAAACGGCGAUGACAGUCUCGGGAAACGCGAAGGUGUCUGUCUGUCGUUCGCCAAACCAGAUGCUACAGCCAAUUCAGGCAUUAGGACCAGUGACUCGGUGUUAGUCCGUCCAAUAAGGAACGCGUUGAGACACUCUCGAUCCAUACAGGUGGAUGAAGGAGAUAUGCCCCUUGUUCAGGGAGCUCCGAGUGGCAGAGGAGAUGCUGAUAUGCAUGGUGUUGAAGCUACUAAGAAUGAUGUUCAUCUGAAACCACCACAGGAACCCAGUGCCAGCACCCCUGCUGGAGGGGAGAAGAGGUCUCUACGGUCUCAUGAUGGAGGUACCAGGCCAUCAAAGAGUGAACUGGCCAUGUAUUUCCCCAAUUAUGAACAGAUCCUUAGCUUGGAGCCAACAAAACAAGAGUUCCUCUGUGCUGAGACUACAAUUACCCUGGUUGAUGACCUCACUGAACCGUUAACACCAGAUCGUGACGGACUAGGAUCAUCGUCACUCCCCCAGAACCCCCUUGAGAACCUUCACAACGCAGAAGUCGUUGAACUUGGGUCAUUCGAAGGAGCUGGUGACAAGGAUCCAUUAGAUGAAGAUGCCUUUUUCAAAGCACACAGGAGGCUUGAAAGGCAAGAGAAGCAGCUGCGCAACCUUGAAAAGGAGCGAGCUCAAUAUGAAAAGACCCAGCUCGACCACUUGCUAGGCGAGCUGCAGGGCCAUGACUGGCUCCGGGUUAUGGGAAUCAACGGAGUCACCGACACUGAAAAGAAGUUGUACGAGCCUAAACGAGACUAUUUCGUAGGAGAAGUCAAUUCUUUGCUUGAAAAGUUCCGAGCCUGGAAAGAAGAGGAAAAGCGAAGGAGAAUCGAACGGGAACAGGCACUGCAGGCGGAAGAAGACGAGCAGUCAGACUCCCAGGAAGAAAACGAAGAUGAAGAUGACGAAGAAGGCGAGGAAGAUGAGGAAGAUGAGGAAGAUGAAGAGGAGAAUGAGAAUGAAGAUGGUGACGAUGGUAACGAUGGUGAAAGCGGUGUCGCUGAGGAAAGCUCUGAACGGGCAUCAACCACGGCACUUGGUAGUGUCCCAGACCCAGACGACGUUGACCGCCUAGCUGCACACCAGCUCUACCAGGAGGUUAUAUCAGCGACCAAAAACAAGAAACUAAAGAUUCGGAAGAGCAACCAAACCUCUGAGCCAAUCCAGCAGCCCAAAACACCCCCUCAGCAGCAUUCACCAGGAAGCAAGGGCGUUGACACUUCAAAGCCUGCAGCACCAUACAUCGAACCUGAUCCAUGGCCCGCAGGUCCCUUCCUGUCCUUCUUUUCCAAACCCCAUCUUCGAGACGCAGCUGUCAAAAAGCACAAGCGAGGUCGAACGCGGAUGGCAUUUGGGAAACCACUGCCGGAGCUCGUAGAGACCUCGUUCCGACUACCAGAUGAUAUCCUAACCCCAGAGGCCAUCAGGGCAGCUCAGAGGAGGAACAGACGGAUGAGGCGAGAGGAUGGGAAACCAGGAAGCCGGUGA